Messenger RNA from Ochlerotatus camptorhynchus, 570 nucleotides. RefSeq lists its product as uncharacterized. NCBI's taxonomy places the organism in Eukaryota, Metazoa, Arthropoda, Insecta, Diptera, Culicidae. The coding region runs from base 1 to 570 and encodes 189 amino acids. The record is from RefSeq and is a predicted model, not a curated record. The transcript has 2 exons.
AUGCCAGGGUCCACGAACGACAUAAACGUAUUGCAGCGUUCACCGUUGUUUGCGGAUGUAAACUGCGGCAGGACUCCUCCAGUACAGUUCGAAAUAAACAGUAGAAAGUACACCACCGGAUAUUACCUGGCGGAUGGGAUUUACCCUCCCCUUUCCACAUUAGUUCAAACGAUUCCUGCCCCAGUUGGACAAAAACGAAAACACUUCGCCAAACAACAAGAAGCAGCUAGGAAGGACGUCGAACGUGCUUUUGGGGUUCUGAUGGCACGAUUCGCUAUUUUGAAGAAUCCAGCCAGACUAUGGCAUAAAGAUGAUCUAGCAAUAAUCAUACGUGCCUGCAUUAUUUUGCAUAACAUGGUAAUUGAAUAUCAGCGAGAUGCUUCAAUCGAGGUCGACAGAGAUACCUGGAACAACGACGAAACAUUGAACAUGGGUACAUAUCGUGAUAAUGUGAACUUCACAGCAUUCCUUGAGCAUUACGAAGAUGUCCACAAUGCAGCAGUACAUCUCCAACUACAAGAAGAUUUAAUUGAGCAUGUUUGGAUAGUAAAGGGAGAAGAAGACGAUUAA